GUUUCCUCAGCCCAAGCAAACAGCUCAUCCCCUGCAUGUAUACUUCGCCCAUUUAAAAACUAAGAACAGCCUAGAAUCUCUCCUUUCAGAUAUCUCCCUGACGAAACGCUCCUGCCCUUGAAAAUGACGAUUUUAUUUCACAGCGCAAGCGGCUCCGCUCUCCUUAUCAGAAUCUUACUGAUUUCCACCACCGUCGUAUCCGCCGCCGUGAUGUUGAAGAUCUUCGAAUCUCCUAUCACCGAUUUCCUCGUCCGCGACCUCCCGUCCACCUGGAACGCCGUCGUUUCAUGGCUCCGUCCUCCCUACCUGUACCUCGUCAUCAAUUGCAUCAUCAUCACCAUCGCCGCCACUUCCAAGCUCCAGGUCACGACUGAUGAUGAUGAAAUGCCAACUCCGCCGCUUGAUACGCCGGUCGAGGUUCACUCCGUUACGCCUCGGACCAAGGAAAUUCAAACUCCGGCCGUCGAUUUCCCCGGCAUCAAUCGGCACUACGACGAUUUCAUUUUAGACAAUCAGGCGCCGGUAGUGUUGCCGGAGGUUUCCGCCGCAAAUAGGAAUAGCGUCUACCCGGAUACGGUGGAGAGUCCGCCAUACGGACACAUUAAUUCUGUGGUUCAACAGAGAGUUGAAGCUUGUAAUGUUCCAGAAGACGAAGUGGAUGGUGAUGAGAAAGAAGAUGAGUUUAUAAUCUCGAGAUCGCCAUGGAUGCCGUUGAGCAGGCAAGAUUCGUCUGGAUAUGGGGAAUUGGCUGAGAAACCACUGGCUUCUUCCAGAUUCAGUCACCGGAAGAAUGCCAAUAAAUCCGCUCCUGACGGUGGCAAAUCCCCUUUGGCAGUGUCAAAGCCUAAACGGCAGGAUACUCUUGAGAGCACAUGGAAGAUGAUAACAGAAGGGUGGGGGAUGCCGUUGACAACGCGGCACUUGCGCAAGUCAGACACCUAUGGCAGCCAGAACCCUUUGAGGCCAACCUCACCUCAGAAAAAAAUGACAAAGUCUGAAACGUUCAAUAAUGACCGUUCACCGGGGAACGGAGACGUUUGCAAGUCAUCCCCGAGUCCCCGGUCGAAGUCAGGGAAAUUGAAAAGAGAGCCCUCGUUGGGUCAGGAUGAGCUGACCCGGCGAGUGGAGGCAUUCAUAAAGAAGUUCAACGAAGAAAUGAGGUUGGAGAGGCAGGAAUCGCUAAUCCAAUACAAGAAGAUGAUAAAUGGCAGAGGACAUUAGAAUUCCGAGAAUAUGCCCUAUUGAGUCAUCCGCCCAUUUGAAGGGAUGUCCGCCAAUUUGAAUGCAAUACAGAGCGGCAGAAUGUAGUCCCUCCUUUUAUAUCCCUCUUAUAAGUUACCUGUGAAAACAAAACAAACUAUCUUUUAGUACAGAGUUUCUUGAUUUUUAUUCCGUAACAAGGUGCAUGUAUUUUAAUGAUAAUACCAUGUGUGUUUCUAAAGAAGUUUUGUCACCUAUGGAAUUAGAUUGUAGAGGGCUCC
Messenger RNA from Cuscuta epithymum, 1481 nucleotides. The record is from the annotation of a GenBank genome assembly. Lineage: Eukaryota; Viridiplantae; Streptophyta; Magnoliopsida; Solanales; Convolvulaceae.